Funneliformis mosseae is the source of this 1424-nucleotide messenger RNA. The record is from the annotation of a GenBank genome assembly. NCBI's taxonomy places the organism in Eukaryota, Fungi, Glomeromycota, Glomeromycetes, Glomerales, Glomeraceae.
AUGAAAUAAAACUUAACGAUAGUGAGCAAGGUCCUUUCGUUGAAAAUAACGACGAUCAAGAAAAAGAGGUUCUAGAAAAUGAAAUAGAAGCUGAAAAUUCGGAAGUUCUUGAGGGAAAACUUUUGGAAGAAGCGGUUCAAACAUUAAUAAAAUAUUUGACAGAUCGUCGUCAAAAAUUAUUUAAAGUUCUUAAUUAUAACCAAGGCUCCCAAUCAUUUCAAACUAAUUUAGUAAAUGGUGAUUUGGAUCACUUUUUGAAACUGGCAGAAUUGGUAGACACAACUCUUUUAAAAUCUUAUAUGGUCAUCAAUGAUGCGUUGGUUGGUCCACUUCUUCGUGUAAAUAAUUAUUGUAAUGUCGAGGAAGUAGAAGGUCUGUUAUUAGAACGUAAGAAAUUCAGAGAAUUAAAAGACUUGUAUCAUGGAAAGGGCUUACAUCGAAAAUCACUGGAACUUUUAAAGAACCUUGGACAAUCUUCAGAAGGUCCUAUGACUGGCACCUUUCAUACUAUAUACUACCUUCAACGACUUGGAUCAGAAAAUUUCGACUUAUUGUUAGAAUUCGCAACAUGGGUAUUACAAACCAAUCCUGAUGAAGGGAUGGAAAUUUUUAUUGAUGAUCAUCCGGAGGUCGAGAAUCUUCCAAGAGAUAAAGUAUUGAAUUAUCUCGAAGAUAUUUCGUAUGAUUUGUGUAUAAAAUAUUUGGAACAUAUCAUAUAUGAACUUAAAGAUCGAACUCCAGAUUAUCAUAAUAAAUUGGUUUUCAUUUAUCUGGCCAAGAUUCAAAAUUUAGAAUCGCAAAAGCAAAAAUCGAAUUCUGAAGAGAUCAUAGGUUCUUUAGUGAAGGAGAUUGAAGAUACGAAUAAUAGUUUGUUAAAAUUUUUGGAUGAUUCAAAUUUUUAUAAAGCAGAAAAGAUACUAGGACGAUUACCUUUAGAUGAUUUUUAUGAAGCCCGCGCAAUCCUUCUGAGUCGUAUUGGCCAACAUGAUCAAGCUUUAAACAUUUAUGUACACAAGUUAAAGAGUGAAAAAAUGGCAGAGAAAUAUUGUAUCAAGAAUUACAUUGAAACUGACGAUCCUACAAAAAAUGUAUUCAUAUCACUAUUGAAAAUAUAUCUACGACCAAGUAAUGGUGAAAAAAUAAUGCUAGACCCAGCUAUACGGUUAUUAUCGCGGCACGGUUCAUAUGUUAAUGCUUCCGAUGCUUUGAACAUGCUUCCGCACACAACAAAAAAUUUAUUGUUGGCUGAUAAGCGUCAGGUUGAAGAACAAUUGAUGUUUUAUCGAUCUCGGAGGGUUAAAAUUGAUGAGGAUAAGAUGUGUCCACAAUGUACACGUCGUAUUGGACACAGUCUAAGUGAUUCAUCAAGGAAGUUGUUGACGCGAAUUCAACCUUCGGAUGAUACGUUAGAUGAGCUUUUGUAA